Gossypium raimondii (Peruvian cotton) is the source of this 661-nucleotide messenger RNA. RefSeq names its product thionin-like protein 2. The transcript is spliced from 2 exons. The record is from RefSeq and is a predicted model, not a curated record. NCBI's taxonomy places the organism in Eukaryota, Viridiplantae, Streptophyta, Magnoliopsida, Malvales, Malvaceae. Bases 67 to 426 code for a protein of 119 amino acids.
AACCACCAAGCACAUAUAUACAUCUUUCUUCCUAUAGUACUGCGAAAGGAAAGGAAAAGGAAAAGAAUGGAGAAAAGUAGAGUUUCAGUGGUGGUGAUGAUUUGUUUAGUAGUGGGGGUUUUACUUAUAGAACCAACAGCAGCUGAUUUUAACGCCAUGGUAUUCGGGCUCUGCUAUGGACCUUGCUAUGUGCUCUGCCGCAUUCGACCGGGAACCUCCAAUAUAACUUGCGCUCUCAAAUGCCUCACAAGUUGCAUCAUUAAGAAAUCUAAUACAGUCGGCACCGUUGGAGACACCCAAUCGUUUUGCCACCUUGGUUGUGCUUCCGCCAUGUGUUCCAACUUAAGCUCCGAUAAUGAUCCUGCUACAAAGGCAGUUGAAAGCUGUGUGGGAGGUUGCUCAGAGACAUGCGCCAGGAAGAGCUGAUGAAGACGCCAUUAAAGAGAUAAUAGUAAAUGAAUAAAAGCCCUUUUUAUUUGGGUUUAUCUUUAAAUGUUUUUUCUUUUAAUACUCCCUCUAAUGGAAUAAUAUAAUGUAAAACAUAUAUUAUAUUUAAUAUUUGGGUUAGUCUGAACGUAAAAAAUUUGGCUCUUUUAUUUUCAAUUUAAUAUUUGCUGAAAUAUUGCAAUAUUUUUAAUAUCACUUCAACUAUUUAUCACAA